ACUUCGCUUAGUCGCCGGGACCACGCACGCACGCACGCUGUCCUAGCGUGACGUGUGUCCUGGCGCCCGGUCAGCUAGCUUCUGAGCUACUUAGCUAGUUGUUGUUGUUAACCGCGUACACUGGAGUCGGUUAACGUUAGCUAACUAGCUUGUAAGUAACGCUUUCUACCCGGGUGACUGUCGGCAUCGACCAUGGACGACGAAAGCCACCCCAAAACCCUGUAUGUGGGAAACCUCUCCAGGGAUGUUACAGAAAUUUUGAUUCUGCAACUCUUCACCCAGAUAGGGCCUUGUAAAAGUUGUAAAAUGAUCACAGAGCAUACAAGCAAUGACCCUUAUUGCUUUGUGGAGUUCUUUGAACACAGAGAUGCUGCUGCAGCCCUUGCAGCCAUGAAUGGAAGGAAGAUAUUAGGAAAGGAGGUCAAAGUAAAUUGGGCCACCACUCCAAGCAACCAGAAGAAAGACACAUCCAAUCACUUCCAUGUGUUUGUAGGUGAUUUGAGUCCUGAGAUUACCACUGAGGACGUCAAGGCUGCAUUUGCACCUUUUGGGAAAAUCUCGGAUGCCCGUGUUGUGAAGGACAUGACGACAGGCAAAUCAAAGGGGUAUGGAUUUGUGUCCUUCUUCAACAAACUGGAUGCAGAGAAUGCCAUCAUUAACAUGGGGGGACAGUGGCUUGGAGGACGCCAAAUCAGGACCAACUGGGCAACUCGUAAACCGCCAGCUCCCAAGAGUGCCCAGGACAAUGGCUCAAAGCAUCUGAGGUUUGAUGAUGUAGUGACACAGUCCAGUCCACAGAACUGUACCGUGUAUUGUGGAGGGAUCCAAUCAGGACUGUCAGAACACGUAAUGCGACAGACCUUCUCACCGUUUGGUCAGAUAAUGGAGAUCAGAGUUUUCCCAGAGAAAGGAUACUCCUUCAUCAGGUUUUCCUCCCAUGACAGUGCUGCCCAUGCCAUUGUUUCAGUAAAUGGCACAGUUAUCGAAGGACACAUAGUUAAGUGCUUCUGGGGAAAAGAAUCUCCUGACAUGGCAAAAAAUCCUCAGCAAGUUGAGUACAGUCAGUGGGGGCAGUGGAACCAGCUCUAUGGGAAUCCACAGCAGCAGUAUGGGCAGUAUGUGACCAAUGGAUGGCAAGUUCCCUCCUACAGCAUGUAUGGCCAGACGUGGAACCAGCAAGGAUUUGGUGUAGAGCAAUCCCAGUCUCCCGCCUGGGUGGGAAGCUUUGGAUCUCCGUCAGCUCAAGCUGCAGCCCAGCCUGGUACAGUCAUGUCCAACCUGGCAAACUUCAGCAUGGCUGGCUACCAGACGCAGUGAGCUGGCCCUGAACUAAACCUGAUGCCAGGGGUAUUUUGACAGCCCUUUUAGACCACACAGCACUCUCUCAUCAGGACAGCUGUUGUGGUAGAAGAAGGUCAGGGGCCAUAUUCACAAAGCCUUUGUAGCUAUAGUUGCUUCUCAACAACUCAACAAGUUUAAGAAUGAUGUUUUUUAAUGACAGUUUUCAUUUCACUCAGAACUUUUAAAAAGUUUAUUUGAUAAUAAAUUCACUGCUCUGGUAUGGAUAAGUGCUCUUGGGCUUUUGAAGUAAAGCCAAACCAACUGUCUUAUUAGAUGUUAGAAGCCAACCCUUAAAAUGUGUGGCCGUAUAAAAACAUUACCCAGCGUGUGAACAAGAGGAGUACAGUGUUAGGAACUGGAUGGCUAUCUUAUCGAGACCACUGGAUGCCUUUCCUGUCAUCACACACUAGGUAAUUUGACCGAUGGGCCAUACCAUGUAAAAGUCAAUUCAUUACCAAUUGUUUCCCUACCAGGUUCCAAAUUUGAGCAAAUGAUUGUAUGUAUCUGAAUAUCUUGAAAUGUACACAUAGAAAUGUAAUAGUGAAGUAUUUUAGUGGAGCUAAAAGCACACUUAUGUCCAGCAGCUCUCUGGACCAUGAUAAGGGUUAAAAUCCCUGUAAACCUCAAACUUUAUAACGUUAAUGAUUAAGCUAAAGCAAUAUCUGCUUGCAGUUUGCCAAUAUGUUUUAUAAUAUUUCAGUGAAAAAAAGUUUGUUAUAGACUUGUCAAAAUGUUCCUUUACUUGUCAUACUUGGGGCGUUUUUGUCAUUUUAUACAACAGAAGACAUAACUGCACUCAAGUCUUUAUGCAUCAGUGAGUUAAUAUUUGUUGUAUGGGUCGUUUUUUUUAAAAGGGCAUACAUGCAAUGAUGACAGCGGGUGUGAUCGGUCAUGAAUUUGUGCUACAAACUGCACAAGGUUGAAUCAACCUGCUAAAAGUUGGUUUGGGCUUCGCUUCAGCUCACAGCCCGAUGUUCAGUCCGUUUUCGAUAUAUUACUGAAAAAUGCUUUGUGAAUAGAGGCCCCGCGGAAAUGGUGGUUUACCUUUCCAGUAUAUGUGAAGCAACUAUUUGUAUAAACAACUGUGGCUUUAAAGGAGUUUUCAGUGGUAUCUCUUGGGUAAAUUUUGUGUACAAAUAAAAUGUCACAUACACAGCUCUAAAUGCAAAAAAUAUUAGGUUUUCCUUGUUUUGUAUCAGAGUGAUCAGCAUGUUCUUUGCAGACUUUUGAUGAACCUAAGUUUCAACCAUAAUUUUGCCUAAAUUUUACUCAUUUAUAACCAUGUGUCUCAAAGGAAAGGCUAUACCACAUGCUCACUAUAUAAAGGAAAUAUUUUAUGAAACCUGCUUAACCCCCAAACUUUGUAAAGGUCAUGGACUCUAUGUGCUUAUUCUGGGGCUGGUUUCCUAGAAAAAUGUUGAAUCUGAAGUAUUUUUCUCCUUAGUUUAGAGUCAUUACUUUCUACUGUCUGUGAAAGUUCUGGAGAGAACCUUAGGCUUUAGCACCAAAACCAGCCCCUAAUCAUACUGCAUCAUGUUUUAUCAUCAUUCAAAAGGCUGUACUUUAGUCACACACUUGUGUAAAAACAAAUGUCUCAUGUUUUGCUAUGAAUCAUGAUUGUUUUACUUUAAGUUUUUUCUGCUGACAGGGGAAGGUUUUUUAAAAGUCAUUAAUUUGUCAGGGCAGUGGGCACCUUUUCUGCCCCUUAGUGCUUUCUGCAUUUUCUCAGUAUUUGCAGAAUAUUUCCAUCAGCCUAAACUAUUUAAAAUGUUACUGGCAAAUUCUGACAGAGAAUUAAAAAAAAAAGAAGAAGAAGAAAAUCCUGUCAUUUGAAUUUAAGUUGCAUAUGUGCCAUUCUGUACAGAGUAUCACACUCCUUCUAAACUCGCUCUCAUUUUCCAGGCAUACAAGCCAACAGACUUGAUAAUGUUUUUGUUUAAUUGGGCUGGGGGGUGUUCAUGUAACAAAACAGGGUCGUGUUGGCUGAGAGUGUAAAUAUAAACCUUGGUCAUGAACCUUCAUGAAACUUAAGAGAUAAUGUACAUGUACAUACUGUAGGUAGAAUGUUAUACAAUGAAAUGCCAUCAUUAAAUUUCAGCAAUAUAAUUUAUGAAUAAGCCUUAACUGAUGUGUCAGUAAAUUCAAACUUUGUGUUAUUUACAGAGGCUGUAUUAGUAAUCCAAAUUCUUUUCCACUGUGGAAUUUCCCAUUUUUAUGUUUGUGUGCCAUUUUUCAGGAAGUAGCAGUGAGCGGGUGAUUUCAGCUUGAGCUGCACACUGAUGACAUGUAAUAUAUUUGUUGCUUAAGAUAUUGAAUGUAAAUGCAGUUUGCUUUUAUGAUCAUAAUACAUUUACGUUGAACAACAGAAGUGAUGUUUAAUAACAGAUGAAUCAACUGAAAAAUCACUUCAAAUAAAGAAACAUUUGAAUCUG
Acanthopagrus latus (yellowfin seabream) is the source of this 3773-nucleotide messenger RNA. RefSeq names its product TIA1 cytotoxic granule-associated RNA binding protein-like 1 (gene tial1). The coding region runs from base 193 to 1317 and encodes 374 amino acids. The transcript is spliced from 12 exons. Gene Ontology annotation, molecular function: mRNA binding; DNA binding. Lineage: Eukaryota; Metazoa; Chordata; Actinopteri; Spariformes; Sparidae. The record is from RefSeq and is a predicted model, not a curated record.